AUGGCCAGCGAUAUCUUGAAAGGUCUCAAUCGUGCUCAGCGAGAAGCAGUAACUUCUGAGGCGAAUGUCGUCCAAGUGCUCGCACCACCAGGAUCUGGCAAGACCAAGACUCUUACCGCCCGCGUAGCAUAUCUGCUCGCACACCGACAACUGCAGCCAUGGAAUAUCAUCGUGUGUACGUUCACGGUCAAGGCGGCCAGCGAGAUGAAGGAGCGCAUCCGAGGAUUUGUUGGUGAUGAGUGUGCGAAGCAGCUGAAGCUAGGCACAUUCCACUCCAUUGCUCUCAGAUAUCUAAAGCAGUAUGGCACCCAUAUUGGACUGCAAAAAGACUUCGGCUUGGCAGAUACUGCCGACAGUCGAGCGAUUGUCAAGAGGAUCGUCAAGCAAAAUGAGCUCUCCAUGGAUGCGAACCAAGCACGCAGCAAGAUCUCUUCUCAGAAGGCCAAAGGCAUCGAUGCCGAGGAGUUCGCUCGCACACGAAAGAACGCCGAGCAACAGGAGUUCUCACAGAUCUACCAAGAGUACCAAGCUAUGCUCGACGCGUCAAACCUUCUAGAUUACGAUGAUCUCCUUCUGCGUUGCUGCGUGCUGCUACGCACAAAGCGAGAGUGCGUGAAGAAUGUUCAAGCACUUCUCAUCGAUGAAUUCCAGGAUACGAACACCAUCCAGUACGACUUGAUGAGUCUCUUCGCCCAAGAACGAAACGUGAUCACUAUCGUGGGCGACCCGGAUCAAAGCAUCUACGGUUUCCGCUCGGCUGAGAUCAAGAAUUUAUCGCGGAUGAAAGAGGGUUGGCCAGACACCUUGACCAUUAAUCUAGAAGAAAACUAUCGGUCGUCCGGUGCAAUUCUUCACGCUGCCCAGCACAUUAUCGAGCAAGAUGAAUCACGACCAGCGAAGAAGCUGCAGGCGACGCACACUUUUGGUCUACGACCGAUAUUGCGCAAGCUGCCACAUGCUCAAGCAGAAGCCGAGUGGCUUGUGUCCGAAGUGAAGCGUCUACAAGCGUUGACAGGUAACAUGCUGCAAAAAAGUGACUUUGCAGUGCUAUUACGGUCUGCUGCGCUAUCGAGAGUGAUCGAGACAGCACUGGGUCAAGCUGGGGUACCAUACCGCAUGGUAGGUGGAGCAAGGUUCUAUGACCGCGUCGAGAUCAAGCUGCUACUGGACUACUUGCGUGUCAUCGACACACCCGGCAACAGCGAGGCUCUGGAGCGCAUCAUCAAUGUUCCCGCACGUCGCGUUGGGGAAGCCACGGUCAAGGCCCUUGCGGAGGAAGCGAGGAUUAAAGGCAGCACAUUAUGGAGUCAUGUCGAAGCUGUUGCACAGGGGAGGCGUAGAAGCAGGGCGAAGAUCAACGAGCCAGCAAUGCUAGGACUUAGAAAGUUCGUGGGCAUAGUCCUUGGUGGUCGUAAGAAGAUUGAGGCAGCCGCCGAUGGGCCCGUACCUGUCGUCGACAUUCUCACUCUUGUCAUCAAAAAGCUGAGCUUUGAAAAGUACCUGUCCGAGCACUACAAAGAGGACCACGAGACUCGCUGGUCCAAUGUUGAAGAGCUGCUGGCGCAGGCCACAGAAGCGUCGGAUCCGGCUCGGCUGCAGUCUCUGAUCGAAGAAAGUACUCUGCCUGAUAUAGAUGACUUGGAACAAGUCGCCGUUUCUGCAAAAGAUGAUGCCCUAUCCUUCUUUCUUGCCAAUAUUGCACUCACAGCGUCUUCGGCAGAAAAGGCAGAAAAAGAUGGCGAGCAGGCGCAACAGCUUACCAUCUCGACGAUCCACGCUGCGAAAGGAUUGGAGUGGCCAGUCGUCUUUAUACCGGCUUGCUACGAUGGCUCGAUACCUCAUAGCAGGGCAGAAGAUCAUGACGAAGAGCGGCGACUGCUAUACGUCGGCAUGACCAGAGCACAAGCCGUGCUGUUUCUCAGCUCACCACAAAGGAACUCACAACGUGAAGAAGCUGUGCUCUCCACAUUUCUCGCGCAAUCAGGAGUGAGCUCUUUCUUCGAGGAACAUGGACCUAGUAUAGCCAUGACAGAAGUGACUGGUCUGGCUAUCACCUUGCGACGAGAGCGUCCUACUCCAGCUAAGCUCGCGGAAUGCAAGAAAGGUCUGGACACGGACGAGGAUAAUCAUUGGCCAGUUACUGGCGAGCUGCCUCUGGCAGAGCUAGCGAAGUGGGAUUAUGGCAAUUCAGGUGGACAAGCUACACGGCCAGCAGCUGUUUUCUCGUCGGCUAGUAUCACUAUGCAACAACUGUCUGACUUCCCUGGUGCCACCGCGGCUGCAGCUCCGGGCUUUACCAGUCUGAAGAUAAAGUAUGAGGAAGCCAAGGAGGAAUUGACACUUGCCCAAAUGGACAGACGAGCGCAGCAGGCGAAGAUGCUGGAGACCGAGAAGCCGAAGGGACGGAAACGCCAGAUGGAAGGGCAAGGGACUAUUGCGAGCUUCUUUGGAAAGCCGGCACUUUCGAAACAGACGUCCAGCACGACGUCCCUGGAAUCGACCGCCGCUGUAAAUGCAUCAGACAUGCCACCGGGGUUCAAGCGUUCACGGCAAGCACUGCAAGAAGUGGAUAAUGUGAGGACUAUAAGGCCAGAGGUCGAGCUUGAGCGGCAAAACCUGCUUCAGCACAAGGUCCGAACGGCACCUUUGCUGCGACAAAAGUCUGUCAUAUCGACAGAACACUCAGUACCAGCUGCAGGGUAUAUGUUCCUGUCCAAUUUUCCGCCUCGGCCAGAAGACGCUGAGAUCUCGUCAUCAGCUACCAUGCUACCCUUCGAGGAGGAGGAUACGGAGAACUAUGGCCAUGCCCGACCGGCCACGACACUUCACACUACGUCAAUGCAGAGGGUGGCACCUCAGAGGAAGACCUUGGGUAUGCGCAGGAGUCUGCAUGGCUGGAGUGCUCGUGGGGGCAAGGGAUGA
This is a messenger RNA of Recurvomyces mirabilis, 2922 nucleotides long. Its product is annotated as ATP-dependent DNA helicase srs2. NCBI's taxonomy places the organism in Eukaryota, Fungi, Ascomycota, Dothideomycetes, Mycosphaerellales, Teratosphaeriaceae. The transcript has a single exon. The record is from RefSeq and is a predicted model, not a curated record. Gene Ontology annotation, biological process: recombinational repair. Gene Ontology annotation, molecular function: DNA binding; ATP binding; hydrolase activity. Gene Ontology annotation, cellular component: nucleus. Bases 1 to 2922 code for a protein of 973 amino acids.